AUGUGCCUCGCCGGCCAUUUAGAGGGCGGGUAUCUGAGGAUAUCCGCUCAGAUACCCGCUAAGGCGGGGGGAUAUCCGCCAGCGGAUGCGGAUAAUCCCCCAGUCGGUUUAGGAGUCAAUCCUCCAAGACCAACCAGGGUUUGGGGGUUGACAAAACAAAAGACCCCCACGGAAGCAGCUGGGAGGAUUCCUCCCAGCCACUCAGAUUAUACUCUCAUGGCUGAGGAACCACCUCAACUGCUAUGCUGCGGCUCAGCAGCUGGAGGUAGAGAUGUCGCGCUCAAGCUCCAACGGGGAACAACUCUCCCCACGAGGGUCCCUAAAGACGCUCGCCGGGAGGGUUCCUCCCGGCGAGCUGGUUGUGUACCAGCUCGUCGGGAGGGGUUCCUCCCGGCGAGCGUCCACAGGCCAACUCGCAGGGAGGAACCGCUCCCAGCGAGCUGGUUUUUAAACCAGCUCGCCGGGAGGGGUUCCUCCCGACGAGCUGGUCUGUGUACCAGCUCGUCGGGAGGGGUUCCUCCCGGCGAGCUGGUUUUAAACCAACUCGUCGGGAGGAACCCCUCCCAGCGAGCGUCUACAGGCCAGCUCCCAGCUUGCCGGGAGGGGUUCCUCCCGGCGAGCGUCCACAGGCCAACUCGCUGGGAGAAACCGCUCCCAGCGAGCUGGUUUUUAAACCAGCUCGCCGGGAGGGGUUCCUCCCGACGAGCUGCCUCGCCGCCCAUUCAGAGGGCGGGUAUCCGCGGGUAUCCGCGCGGAUACCCGCCAACGCUGGCGGGUAUCCGCUGGCGGAUGCGGAUGUGUGUUUCCGCUGAAAUCGUGAGCGGAUAUCCGCAUCCGCGCGGAUAUCCGGAUUCGAUGCGCCCAUCUCUAGCUGGAGGAGACCAUAUCUGUCUCCUCCAGGCCACACUUGGCGUAAUCCAUACUGAUUACCCAGUCUACGCUCCUACAUUAACUGCCAAACCAGUCAAAGGUUUUGGAGGAUUGAAUUGCAAAGCCAACAAGAACCCUGUCUCCAAGUUACAAGGAAAAAAAUCUUGGAACUGUGUGCAAAGCAGUUUUUGCAGUGCACACAGGCACAGGAUUUCUCCCGCUGCCUCUCAUGGGUGCCCCGCAAAGACCCGAAGCGCUCUGAUCCGCUGGCUUUUCAACCUCCUGAGCAGUCCGCCCGAAGCAGUGUUCACAGAUGAUAUCACCGGCGGCGCAGUAGAUGGCCGAAAACACCAGAGAUGCCGGAGGUUAUUGCAAGGACCAGUCAAGCAGAGGGCGAUGAACUGCGAUGACGGCCUGCGCUUGGAUCAAUCAAAACCCAACUUCAUCAACGAUGAUGAUAUUCGAUGCUAG
Messenger RNA from Puccinia graminis f. sp. tritici CRL 75-36-700-3, 1341 nucleotides. RefSeq lists its product as uncharacterized. The record is from RefSeq and is a predicted model, not a curated record. NCBI's taxonomy places the organism in Eukaryota, Fungi, Basidiomycota, Pucciniomycetes, Pucciniales, Pucciniaceae. The coding region runs from base 1 to 1341 and encodes 446 amino acids. The transcript has 8 exons.